Messenger RNA from Pyricularia pennisetigena, 288 nucleotides. RefSeq lists its product as uncharacterized. The record is from RefSeq and is a predicted model, not a curated record. Bases 1 to 288 code for a protein of 95 amino acids. NCBI's taxonomy places the organism in Eukaryota, Fungi, Ascomycota, Sordariomycetes, Magnaporthales, Pyriculariaceae. The transcript has a single exon.
AUGCGACGGCCCACAGCUUGGGGGCGAGGUCGCUUCUGCAACCAGUCAUAUGGACCGCCGAGGCAGGGCAGUGUGGCUCCUAACGAGCGAGUCUUGGUAGGAUUUGAUGGUCGCCUGGGUCUGGUCGUGCUAGUCUCCACUGUAAGGAUUCUGUGGCACCUUGGUGCUCGCAACGCGGCCCGCUCCCCUCCAUCAUUGACUUUAUGCAUUGCGCCCGAAAAGGUUCAUGAAUGCAGGAGUGUUAACGUGGAUAAAGCUAACCUUUUCUUAACUAGCAUAAAGGUUUAA